Messenger RNA from Zophobas morio, 2071 nucleotides. Its product is annotated as glucose dehydrogenase [FAD, quinone]-like. Gene Ontology annotation, molecular function: flavin adenine dinucleotide binding; oxidoreductase activity, acting on CH-OH group of donors. The coding region runs from base 23 to 1891 and encodes 622 amino acids. NCBI's taxonomy places the organism in Eukaryota, Metazoa, Arthropoda, Insecta, Coleoptera, Tenebrionidae. The record is from RefSeq and is a predicted model, not a curated record. The transcript is spliced from 3 exons.
AAUACACAAUAAAACGUAAAGUAUGAGUACCUUAUUGAUAAUACAAUUCGUUCUACUUUUUUAUGACACAAAGUGCUCACUUACUACCCACUAUUAUAUGAAGUUGAUACAUCAAGAAACCUUAAAAGUUCUAACCUCUGUCCCGCCUGAACAAAACGAAGAGUUUAAAGGAGCAGAUUCAGAGACCACCAAUGACUUUGGUACCUACGACUUCGUCAUAGUUGGAGCUGGUUCCGCUGGGAGCGUCUUAGCCACCAGACUCUCAGAAAUUGACAAUUUCAGAAUCCUAUUGCUAGAAGCCGGUGGCGAAGAAAACGACUUUAGCAACAUACCUGGAAUAGGGCCACUUAUGCAAAUCGGUGACCUGAACUGGGGUUACUCAACCACGCCUCAAAAACACUCUUGCUUAGGAAUGAAAAAUAAAAAGUGCCUCAUCCCGCAAGGAAAAGUGGUGGGUGGUUCCAGUUCCACCAAUGGAAUCUUGUACAGCAGAGGAGCCGCCAAAGACUACGAUAAAUGGGCGGAGAUGGGUAACACGGGAUGGUCCUACAAACAUGUCUUCCCCUACUUUAUCAAAUCUGAAAACAGUCAGGUUGAUGGAGAUGUGGGUUACCACGGGAAAGGGGGUUUAUGGAACGUAGAACACACAGAAAAGUCGCCUUUUUUUUCGCGUUUAGCUGAAGCCAGUUUGGAACUAAAUUUACCAAUUGUGGACUACAAUGGUAAGGAUCAAAUUGGAUUAGGGCUUACACAAUUUAAUAUGAAGAGAGGGAAAAGACAAAGUUUAGGGACGGCAUUCUUAGAUGGCGCCAGAAAGCGAAGAAACUUGAAAGUGGUAACGAGAGCAUUAGUUACUAAACUUUGUAUAGAUCUUGACACUAAAAUAACCCGAGGGGUUGAAUUUAUACACCGAAACCAAACAUUUCGGGCGUUGGUUACAAACGAAGUUAUUCUCUCUGGGGGUGCUAUUAAUUCGCCCCAGCUCCUUAUGUUGUCAGGAAUAGGACCCAAACACCAUUUAGAAGAUUUGGGGAUAAAAGUACUCGCAGAUUUGCCUGUGGGUCAAAAUCUAAUAGACCAUCCAGUGUUCUCUGGACUCAGAAUUCACACCCAGAACAGCAUCCAACCUCCGGAUUUUGCAACCAUGGUCGAAGAGUUCACACAUGCUUUUGGCCCUCUUACAAAAUCAUACAACAUGCAUGCUCUUAUGUUCAUAAAUACUACAAACGUUUCUGACAAACUACCCGACGUGGAAUACAUAUUUGUGCCACCUUCAGGAAACAAUGAAGCACGGAUGGUAAGCAAAAUAUUUAAUUCGGACAAUAAACUGACCCAAUUUCUGGAAGAAAUCAACCCGACUAACGACAUAUACGUUGCUGUUGUACUCCUCCACGAACGCUCAAGAGGCACAGUAACCCUAAAGUCAACCAACCCACUCGACUUUCCAAACAUCGACACCAACAUGCUUGCAGAGCCAGAAGACGUCGAUACUUUUAUUAAAGGUAUAGAGUUCGCACUCAAGUUGUUCGAAACUCGGGUUUUUAGGGAAAUCAACGCCGAACCCAAGUUAAUUCAAUUUUGUAAGGAGUUUGGUCAAGGUUCAAGACAAUAUUGGGAAUGUGCACUGCGUCACAUGACUUUAACCACGUACCAUCCGUGCGGUACUACCGCCAUGGGGGUCGAUGGUACCAUGUCGGUGGUAGACAGCAAAUUGAAAGUGCACGGGAUUCAGGGUUUGAGGGUUGUGGAUGCAGGGGUGUUUCCGUCGAGCGUUUCUGGCCAUAUCAAUGCGCCUACUGUUAUGGUGGCGGAAAAAAUUUCAGCCGAUAUUAAGAGGGAGUACGCCUUUGAGGAAAAUACCGAAGGCGGAAUUAAUCACACAGAACUAUAACUAUGCGCAGAAAAAAUUUCAUUACCGUUAAAUAGUGCACGAGUGCCUAGUAACGAAUGCACUUUAUAAUUAUAUCGUUAUCGACUACGGUACUCAGAUAUCACAAAAAAUAUAAGUUAUGUACUUAAAGUUUAAAACUGUAAAAUGGCAUAGUCAGUCAAUAAAGUUAUACCAAAUGAA